This is a messenger RNA of Drosophila albomicans, 4064 nucleotides long. Its product is annotated as ATP-dependent translocase ABCB1-like. The transcript has 9 exons. Gene Ontology annotation, cellular component: membrane. The record is from RefSeq and is a predicted model, not a curated record. Gene Ontology annotation, biological process: transmembrane transport. Lineage: Eukaryota; Metazoa; Arthropoda; Insecta; Diptera; Drosophilidae. Gene Ontology annotation, molecular function: ABC-type transporter activity; ATP binding; ATP hydrolysis activity. The coding region runs from base 76 to 3897 and encodes 1273 amino acids.
CGUGCAUCCGUCUCGGAAUUCCCUUAGACGCGUUAAAAGCCAAAGGAUUACAGAAAUAGAUCAAAUAAUUUCGCAAUGACCGGUCGUAAGGAAAGCAAAAGCUCUGAACCGAAAAAGUCGAAAAAGAAGUCCAAGAAGAACGCUGAGCAGGAGACUGAAGACGAUGGCAAACCCAAAGAAGACAUUAAGCCAGUUAGUUUCGUGAAGAUGUUUCGAUAUGCCACAACGAAAGAUCGUAUACUUUAUUUUAUAGGCUUUCUCGGUGCUAUUGCCACCGGUUUAACGACGCCAGCAAACAGUUUGAUCUUUGGUGAUCUCACAAAUGAUAUGAUUAACUUGAGUGGUCUUCAAGAGCAAGGUACCAGAUAUACGAGAGACGAUGACAAUUCCAAUGCCUUACUCGAUGCCGUGCAGAAAUUCUCGUUAAACAACACGUAUAUUGCCAUUGUGAUGCUUGUUUGCAGUUACAUCUCCGUCACGUGCUUCAAUUAUGCUGCCCACUCUCAAAUUAUGUCCAUUCGAUCCAAGUUCUUCAAGUCUGUGCUGCAUCAGGAUAUGAGCUGGUAUGAUUUUCAUCAGAGCGGAGAAGUCGCCAGUCGCAUGAACGAAGAUCUGUCAAAGAUGGAAGAUGGUUUGGGUGAAAAAGUUGUGAUCUUCAUACAUUUCUUUGUCGCAUUCGUUGGUUCCCUCAUUUUGGCCUUUAUCAAAGGCUGGCAAUUGACAUUGGUUUGUUUGACCAGUCUGCCAAUGACAUUCAUUGCUAUGGGCUUUGUGGCCGUUGCCACAUCCAAACUGGCCAAGCAGGAGGUGAGCAUUUAUGCUAGUGCCGCUGUCGUCGCCGAAGAGGCGCUAUCCGGAGUGCGGACAGUGAAAGCAUUUGAAGGCGAAGCCAAAGAGGUGUCUGCUUACAAAUCAAAAGUGGUUGCAGCUAAGCUGCUGAACAUUAAGCGCAACAUGUUUUCGGGCAUUGGCUUUGGCUUGCUCUGGUUCUUCAUAUAUGCUUCAUAUGCCUUAGCCUUCUGGUACGGCGUUGACUUGGUUAUUAAAGGUCGUCACGAACCCUAUUUUGCCAAUUAUGAUCCUGGCACCAUGAUCACUGUCUUCUUCUCUGUCAUGAUGGGCUCCAUGAGCAUAGGCAUGGGCUCGCCCUAUAUCGAAGCAUUUGGCAUUGCCAAAGGUGCUUGUGCCAAGGUUUUCCACAUCAUCGAACAAGAGCCAACCAUUAAUCCGUUGGAGCCACGCGGCAAACGUUUAAACGAACCCUUGACCAAAAUUGAAUUCCGCGAUGUUGAGUUCCAAUAUCCCACGCGCAAAGAAAUUCCCAUUCUGCAAAAGCUCAAUCUGACGAUUCAUCGUGGCGAAACUGUCGCCUUGGUGGGACCCUCGGGUUGUGGCAAGUCCACGUGCAUCCAGCUGUUGCAGCGUUACUACGAUCCCCAGGGCGGAGACCUCUUCUUCAACGGCCACAACAUCAAGGACAUCAACAUCAAUUGGCUGCGCUCGCGCAUCGGUGUCGUCGGACAGGAGCCCGUGCUCUUUGGCCAGUCGAUCUACGAGAACAUUCGCUAUGGUCGUGAAGAUGCUACCAGGGAAGACAUCGAGGCAGCGGCUGCUGCUGCCAAUGCUGCCGUCUUCAUCAAGAAAUUGCCCAAGGGCUACGAUACGUUGGUGGGCGAACGAGGUGCUCAGUUGUCCGGCGGACAGAAGCAACGUAUUGCCAUUGCUCGAGCUUUGAUUCGUGAUCCGGAAAUUCUUCUUCUCGAUGAGGCUACCUCCGCUCUGGACACAGCUAGUGAGGCCAAAGUGCAGGCUGCGCUGGAGAAGGUCAGCAAGGGACGCACCACCAUUAUUGUGGCCCAUCGUUUGUCCACUGUUCGACGUGCCGAUAAGAUUGUGGUCAUCAACAGUGGACAAAUUGUCGAAUCCGGGACUCAUCAGGAACUGAUGAUGCUGAAGAAUCACUACUUCAAUCUGGUGACCACACAGAUGGGUGACGAUGAUGGCAGUGUGUUGAGUCCCACCGGAGACAUCUACAAGAACUUUGACAUUAAGGAUGAAGACGAUCAGGAGAUUAAGAUCUUGCAUGAGGAAGAGGAGGAAGAAAAGGAAACGACUAAUAAGAAGAAAAAGAAGGAGAAGGAACCAUCGCCCAUUAGGCGUGCGAUGGGGUUGAAUAAACCCGAAUGGGUUCAAAUCACUAUUGCCUGUAUCAGCUCUAUCAUCAUGGGUUUUGCCAUGCCCGUGUUUGCUCAGCUUUUCGGCAGCAUCAUUCAGGUGAUGCAAUCCCCGGAUGAUGAUUACGUUCGCGAAAAUACCAACAUGUAUAGCUUGUACUUUGUGAUCGCUGGCAUUGUUGUCGGCAUCGCUACAUUUAUGCAGAUCUAUUUGUUUGGCGUUGCCGGCGAAUGUCUAACUGAACGUUUGAGAGGACUGUUGUUUGAGGCAAUGCUAAAACAGGAAGUUGCCUGGUUCGACGAUCGUGCCAAUGGCACUGGCAGUCUCUGUGCUCGCUUAUCUGGAGAUGCUGCAGCCGUACAGGGGGCCACAGGUCAGCGCAUUGGUAGCAUUAUCCAAUCGGUUGCCACGAUUGUCUUGGGCAUCGCCUUGGCCAUGUACUACGAAUGGAGCUUGGGUUUGGUAGCGAUUGCUUUUAUGCCCUUUAUUCUCGUCUCGUUCUAUCUGCAAGACAAAUUAAUGGAGCAGGAGAAUAUGGGCAAUGCCAAGAUUCUGCAGGAUACAACCAAAUUGGCCGUUGAAGUGGUGUCCAAUAUACGCACUGUCGUUUCAUUGGGUCGUGAAGAUAUGUUCCACAGGAAUUAUGUUGUUAUGUUAACACCUGCUGUAGAGAAAUCGAAGAGGAACACUCAUUUCCGAGGAGUUGUCUAUGGUCUGGCCAGAUCCAUAAUGUUCUUUGCCUAUACAGCUUGCAUGUACUAUGGUGGUUGGCGUGUGGUCAAUCGUGGCAUGCUCUUUGGUGACGUCUUCAAAGUUUCCGAGGCUCUGAUCAUGGGCACUGCAUCGAUUGCCAGUGCCUUGGCCUUUGCACCAAACAUGCAAAAGGGUGUUACCGCAGCUAAGUCUAUUCUAAAGUUCCUUGAUCGUAAACCUCUCAUUGCCGACAAGCCGGGUGUCUCCAUGAAACCAUGGCACUCCAAUGGCAAUGUGCUCUUCGAUAAAGCUGAGUUCAGCUAUCCCACACGUCGGGAGAUUCAAGUGCUCAAGGGCUUGAUACUUGCGGUGCGAAAUGGUCAAAAGGUAGCCUUGGUGGGUCCAUCAGGUUGUGGGAAAUCCACUUGUAUUCAACUACUGCAGCGAUUCUACGAUGUGGACGCUGGUUCCGUUCAGAUCGAUGAACAUGAUCUUCGCGAGUUGUCCAUAUCUAAUCUGCGCAUGCAAUUGGGAAUUGUGUCACAAGAACCGAUUCUUUUUGACCGCACCAUUCGCGACAAUAUUGCGUAUGGUGAUAACUCUAGAAUCGUGACGGAUCAGGAGGUUAUUGAGUCGGCAAAGAAGUCAAAUAUUCAUCAAUUCAUUGCAGCCUUACCCCUGGGCUACGAAACACGCAUGGGUGAGAAGGGCACACAGUUGUCCGGAGGACAGAAGCAACGUAUUGCCAUUGCACGUGCACUUAUCCGUAAUCCUAAAAUCCUUCUGCUGGACGAGGCUACUUCAGCUUUGGACGCCGAAAGUGAAAAGAUCGUUCAAGAGGCCUUGGAUGCUGCCGCUGAAGGACGGACCACCAUUAGCAUAGCCCAUAGAUUGUCCACAGUCAUCGACUCGGAUAUCAUCUACGUGUUCGAGAACGGUGUCGUCUGUGAGAGCGGCACCCACAAAGACCUACUUCAGAAUCGUGGUCUCUACUACACACUGUACAAAUUACAAACAGGCGCUGCGUAAAUACUCGUCGUCUAGUUAAAACUCUUACGCUUAUUUGAAACUUCGAUCAAUGUUAAACUAGUAUUAUACAAUUUAAAAACGUUAUUAGCACUUAAGACCAAAGUUAACGACAUGCUAAAACAUAAAAGUAUAAAUAAAACCGAAGGUAAAAACUUAAAUAUAUUACA